Molecule: messenger RNA, 7597 nt
Organism: Miniopterus natalensis
Lineage: Eukaryota; Metazoa; Chordata; Mammalia; Chiroptera; Miniopteridae
Source: RefSeq, a predicted model, not a curated record
CUUUUUCUUCUGAUUCCAUCACUGUGCUCUCGUCUGAGGCAAAUUCUCCAUUCUGAGUUUAUAUUCAGAACACCGAUCAAAUUAAGCAAGCCUGGGGAACUUCGUGAGGAAUAUGAAAGCCUGAGAAAGCUGAAAGAAGAAAAGUUACAAGAGGAGAAAACCUCUGAAGAUCAAAUCCAAAAGCUGUUACCAGAGGAUACAGAAACAGGGAAAAGGAAAAUGGAGGAACAGAAAAAGAGAGAUGAGCCAUUAGUACUGAAAACAAAUCUGGAGCGGUGUCCUGCACGUCUCUCAGAUUCAGAGAAUGAAGAACCUUCCCGAGGCAAGAUGACACAGACACAUCGCUCUGCAUUUGUUUCUAAGAACAACUCCUACUCCUUAGCUUUCCUGGCAGGGAACCUAAAAGUAGAAAGGAGUCAGAGCUGCAGUGACACUGCUCAGGACAAAACGAAGAGCAGACUCCGAGCAGCGCCAUCCAGCAAAGCCAAGGUCACAACUAUAACCCCAUCCUCCAACCCCAUUAUUGGUGUCCUCUUGUCCACUCAGAACAACCGCUGCCUCUCUGCCCCUGACUUGACCAUUGAAAAGCGUCUGCCCUUCAGCUCCCUCUCAUCCUUGGCUUCCCUACAUAAGCCCGAGCGCUCCAUCAGCCCUGAGAGCAACGACAGCAUCUCGGAAGAGCUCAACCACUUCAAGCCCAUUGUCUGCUCGCCAUGUACUCCUCCCAAAAGACUCCCUGAUGGCCGUGUGCUAAGUCCCCUCAUCAUCAAAUCAACACCCCGCAACCUAAGCAGAAGCCUACAGAAGCAGACUUCUUAUGAGGCCAGUCCACGGAUCCUCAAGAAGUGGGAACAGAUCUUUCAGGAGCGGCAGAUCAAAAAAACCCUUUCAAAAGCCACCCUCACCUCCUUGGCUCCAGAAACAGGGGAAGACUUGCUCGUCUCUGAAGUUAUCCAUUCUAGCAAGGAGAAGCCAGUUCUGGCUUUAAAUGCAAAACUGUGCAGUGGGCAUGUGCUCUCUGAGUGUGUUGGACCCACCCCCUCUGACCUGGAUUAUUUCCCCUCUGUUAGCCAAACAAAAGCAGAACAAGGCAGUGACAGUAAAAGGAGCAUUGAGAUCCCAUUGGAAACCUGCUGUUCUUCAGAAUUCAGAGUGGGAGCUAGUGGGACUUCUUUGGCGAGAGAGCAGUUUGAAGAGUCAGGGUCAACCCCAGAUGCCAAGUUAGACAAAGCUUGCAUAAGCACGGCCAUGAAAAUCUCGGCAGUUAAUUCAGCGCUGCCCAAAAACAGUGUUUCGGGUGGGGUUCUCAAAACAAAGAAACAGCUGAAGACAGUGAAUCAUUUUGAUCUGCCUAAUGGUGUUCUGGCAAACAACCUAGGUGAGGAGCCACUUCCUUCCUUGCGUCGGGGCCGGAAAAGACACUGUAAGACCAAGCACUUGGAACAAAAUGGGUCCCUUAAGAAACUGCGACAAAGCAGUGGUGAGGUGGGUCUGGCCCCAACAGACCCAGUCCUGCGAGAGAUGGAGCAGAAAUUGCAGCAAGAGGAAGAAGACCGGCAGCUGGCACUGCAAUUGCAGCGCAUGUUUGACAAUGAGAGGCGGACUGUGAGUCGGCGAAAAGGAAGUGUGGAUCAGUAUCUGUUACGGUCCAGCAACAUGGCCGGGGCCAAGUAGCACCUCGUGAACAGUGUUACCUAUUUUUAAGAGGUCUUUGUUUUGGGCUUGGUCAUUUAUCCUGAAGAACGGAGUGUUCUCACUUUGGGUUUUUCUUUAUCGCAAAACACCUUGAUGUGGUUCUGAGAGGUUCCAGGGCCUUUGUAGUCUAUAUCCAAGGGAACUGUGUUUCUGCCUCCAUGUGACCCAGGCCAGAAGCACUCCCCACCCCCUAAGUGACCCAUGCCCGAGGGCUUCUGGGCCAAAUCUGGCAGCAUCCACUUGGAAUGAGAUUCAGGAGCACAAUAGCCAGAGUUAGAAAAGGUAGACAAAGAGGGGAUACCUUCUCAAACCGAUAGAUCUGACUUCUUUUUACAGGGUGUAUUUUUAAAUCGACCUUGCAGAUAAAAAUAGGUUACAUCUUUUUCAAGGAAGUGGAACAAUAUAGUUCUUUGGUAGAUCCAAAAAGAUUAUAUUAGCCCUUUUCCUGACCCUUGCCACAAGUAAAUAUUCCUAAUGAAAUCAGUUGAGUUUUUGCUUCUAGAAGAGCUAAUUAACAUUCCCUGUUAAAAAGUAACAUUGAUUAAUGCUAUGUAGUGGACAGACCAUUUCAGUCAUUGUUUAACUUGGUCUUACUAGGAGACCUAACAUGUAAGUGGGAUUAACCCCAUUUUUAGAUGGUGAAACUGCAGCCGCAUAGCCCAGGCUGGACCACUGGGUCUCCUGACAACAAAUCCCAUGGAUUUUCCACACUAACAGGUUAUAAUGGACUACAACCCAAGGUAUGCCACGGGAGCCUAGGGAAAGCUGGGUAGGCACUGAGUACGCAUUGUGCAAAAAUCCAUACGCAGAUAAUUGAGAUUGACUGGAACUAUGAACAUAUACUGUGCAGUUAGCCCCACCCCACAGUUUAUAGCCUUCUUUUUUCCAGGGUUCCACUUGUGAGAUAAAGGACAAUUGGACAUCAUUAUUACUCUCCACAUGGCCAAGGGUUAUCUGCAAUGUUGAUCUGAAGUCCAAAAACUUUGCCCAGAAGUCAGGCAAGAACAAUGCUGAAACUCCAUACUAUGGAAACAAGGUAUCUAGCUGGAUGCAGCUGAUAAAUUCAGUCCCAUGGACCUUUGGGGUUUAUUUUCCUUAUCAGCUGACACCAUGUGUCUUUUGCAUCCCUGGUGGUGCUUGGUGCUUCUGCCCAUCUGGGCUCAUUGAGAAUAGGGAUUAAGAUGUGAUUUUAGGGAAUCUCAGAUGGGUUGGCAUUCCCUGUGCAUGUAUGAGCUGUUACUAUAAAGUCAUGUGACUGGCAUUUAACAAACCUUUCAGAGCUUGUAUGUCCCAAUGUAUGUUGUCCUCCUUGAGUGCCCCCAGCAAGAUACUGCAUAGUUUUUCCAAUGAUGUUGUCAUUGGUGAAAACAUUUCUGGAACUGUCCUCAAAGUCUAGAAACAUCUGGAAACAUGGACUCCUAAAAUGUUAGAACUGGAAGGAACCUUAUGGGUCAUCUCUUCCAACUUCUCCCUCUUAUUCAGGCAGAAGCUAAGAUCUGAAACGACGAUUCACUGAUCAAGGCCACUAGGGAUUUACUCUAUCACUGAUUUUGCUUCUCGGGAGAUUUGCCUCCCUUCUGUGAGCAAAUCUGUAAUCUUUUGGGGUUAUAGGAGAGAGAGUUUUAAGUUUGAAACUAGUCAGAAGCUAUUGAAGCCUCUGGAAGAGGAGGAUUUACAAGAGGGUUUGGAGUCAUAAAUGAGGUGCCCCUGUAAAGUCGUCAGAGCCGUUUUCAUGUGUAGCUCGUGAACAGUUCCCAGAGGGAAGUUCCAGAGAUGUCGUAAGAAUUUUGGUGAUCGUUGAGAUAUGUGGAACCUCCCUGGUGACUACUUUGGUGGGGAGUGUCACUCACCUGAAUGUAUGUAUUCUGUGUUCUCUGUCUGUGUGUGCACACGUGCAGAUGUGUGUUUAAAAAACACAUCAGUCUCAUUACUUUAUAUUCACACCACUUCAGUUCUAGGUCCUACCAGCAACAUAUGCCCUUCAAAGGCUGCUGGAGGGCACGUUGGUGCCCAGGAUAGAGCUGGUACUGGUCUGCAGAAGAUAGAAAGGGUGACUUACUAAAUGCCCUUAGAUAAAACAUCAGUUCCUGCUGUUUCAGAUAGUUCCUUUUCAAUCUUAUUAUCAGGAGGCUAGUCUCAUUGAUAGUAGCAAAGACACUUAUUUUUCCACUUGCCCCCUUUUUCUAUAUCCCCAAUAAUUCAAAAAAUACUUUUCAGUUGGAACUGACUUUUGUUUUUGGAAAAAAGAUAAAUAUUUUUAAUAGAAAAAGAUAUAUAUUUUAAAUAUUCCCCAGAGUAAUACUUUCAUUUUAAGAAAUUGCAUAGUAGUAGCAACAAGUUUUAGCUUCAGGUGCAGAGUGAAAAGCUGCCUGUUAAAAGAAUAUUCUGAAUUGUGGAUCCAGCUUACUGACUUUCCUCCUUGGCCCUGCUGUGGUGCCUACAAUGGUAUUGACAGUUGUUUACCAUACUUCCAUCUGAGCAGUAGUCCUUCAAGUAUAGGCAAAGCUGUUUAGGUUAAGGAGGGAUAAGGCUUAAUUUUUAAUCUGCUUGGCUUUGGAGGAGGCAAAAACCACUAAGGUAUUAUCUGUAUUUUAAGAUGCUUCCCAUACUUAAUAACUUAAACCUGAACACUUUUCCUUUCUGAAAACUUUCCCUCUCCUGUUCAUUGUGAAGUUGGUCACAGAUGAAGUUGUUGAUAUGAAUUCUUUGGAGAAAAAGACCAGGUAGGAAAGCAGAAUGAUGGGGAGGAUUUCUCAGCUAGAAUGAGACACACACUGUUUCAUAAAGCAAAUGUAUUUCUCACAAAUCAUUGGACUCCAAUUCACCACACAAAUUUCCCAUGUCCUACUACCUUUGUUCCUUGUGUAUAUGCAUUCUUUGUUUUCUCUCAUUAAAGGGGAAGUGAUGAGAGGUUGGAGGAUGGAGGUCAUUCUGAUGGGAAAUCUAAGAAAUGUGGUUCCCUGAGGAGGGGGCUCUCAUUUCUUUUCUGUAGAGUGGAAAGGACACUUCGGGAACAUGUUCAUGACUCUAAUGAUUGUAUCUGUUGGAAGAAGUCAUCUGAGCCUGUGGGGUUGGUAUCAAAUCAGGGGAGUAUGUAUCCAGCCCUUGGCCCCUUUCAUAUAAUUGUGCUUUUUAAAAGGUUAAUUCUUCUUGGCUGAGGUUUCCCAGGAAAAACCUUUGUAAGUGGCUUCAUUUAUUUUUUAAAUUUAAAGUUUUUGCCUGGAGGGAGUGCUAGUGAUGACUGUGUUUUUUGUUCAUUUUCCGUAAAAUGCCCUUGAGAGAUUAAAGCUGCUUAAUUAAUUGCUGUAUGAUUACAAAUUGACAAACUGACUAGGAUGGGAAGCUGCCACUGUGCUUGACUGGUGAAGCUAAUGACCGAAGGCUGUGCUGUUCGUCCUUUUUGUUCCAUUUGACAGACAUUUCCUGAACUUGGAACUUGUGCCAACUUUGUGUGGAGAUACAAAGAUGGAAAGUACAGUCUCUGCUCUUGUGGAGCUCAAUGUCUAAUGGAAUAUAUUUGAAUGUAUAUGUGGCUGGAGAAUUUGUUAAUGGUCUUAUGAAAGUCCAUUUCUUUCACAGUGAGCAUCUUGGAUGGUCCCAUUCAAGAUACUUCCCAGCACCAAGCAGGCUGCCUUGAACAUUUGAGAUACUCCCAUCAGUAUUUGUGCAUGUGGUUGCAGCACUGCUUUCCAUUUCCUAAGCAACUUUACCAGAAGAGGAUGAAUCUUAUCCUCCAGUGGCUAUAGGACAAUGCGAUCUCUUCAGAAGCUGCUUUCAGCAUAAGCCCCAUGAAAUGAGGCAGGCUGUGGGCCACGGAUGUGCUCAGAGGCCACGUCUCAACUUAGUAACCUCCUAACCUCUUCCCCAGUCAGACCUCCCAGCUGCGGCUGGCAGCAACAUGGGAUUUCUUUCCUUUUUCCUGCCUGGCUUUUCAUUGAGAUGGAAGGCUAGCAGGAGAGGAAGGAAAGAAAAAUUGAAGGCUGGGUCAUAAACAUAAAAUACUAUGUAGCUGGAAUAGGCAGGCAUGGAAAUCAUCCAAGGCAAACUUGCCUCCUUACCGUCCUCUUCUUUUUUAAGAAAUCAGCAACUUGAUGUUCAGUGCCCUGUGUCCUAUUUUAUAUUAUAGUUUUCUAGGGUCUGAAUAAAUAGUACUUUAUGUUACACACACACACACACAAUUUGGUAAUGAGGGGGACAACCAAAUGAUUUAGGAGGCUAUUUGUUUUAAUAGCUUUUCUUCCUGAAUUUUUCAGGUAGAAUUAAAAUCCCCCUGAAUAUCCACUCAGGUAGGAAAACCCCCAUAGUGUAAUGUGAAUAUGGAAUCUUGGGAAGUGAUAUAUUUUUAUUGGGACAGUCAUUUUAUCUACCAAGGGUUAAAACCCAGCCAGCCCUUCAUUUUUCUUUGAAAAUCAAGAACUUAGGGUUUUAAAUCUUUUUCAGCCAGCUUUUUCCUUCAACCCAGAGAGUGAUCUUUUGAAGUGAAUGUAGCUGUUUAUAAAUCUUGGGACUUAAUGAGAAAGCAGGUCUGCUUUUUGGGAGGUUGAGGGGCAGUGGGAUUCUAGGGAAAUAGGCUGCUGAAUAGAUUUUCCUCCAGAGAGGAUCCAGAAAUGUACCCUUACACAUGGUUAUUAUCCACUGUAACUUUCUGAAUAGGAUUGUUCUACAGAAAAAGAUACUUCUAGAUAUAUAGAGGUCACCAGUUUAGAGACUGGUUAAACUGGAUGAAGGAAAAGUGCCAAGACUGUAUGUGCACAUUGUUCCAUGUAUUAUCAGUAUUUUUUUCUUCCUAAGAAAAAUAUUUACACACUGCUUCGUGAGUAAAUGCUUUCUUAAUGUCUUGUCAGUCAGUGUGGGAGACAGCCUCAAACUUGGAGCAGGUUCCCUCUCUACUUUUUCUGGUUUCUUAAGAACUAGUUGGACAAAGCCAAGGUAAGGCCAAGUGUGCUCAUCUUCCUUUCCUCUACUUCAGUAAGGGGUAAAAACAGGCAGUGACUCCUCAAAGAUCAGUCUGUUAUAGCUCAAGUAGCUUUUGGGCCCUCCUGGCUCCUGAAGGCAGCAGUCACAUUCUCCAGCCCACCGUCCAAGCUGUGCCACAAAUGGGAGCAGGGGUUCUGCCUCAGUGGGGUCAACCCUUGGCCUCCAGCAGAGGAGAGAACAGUUAACUGUGCAAGGAAAAGAAAUGGUUAUCAUAAAUGCCAAAUUUUGAGUGUGUGUGCUUGAUGUGCUCUUUACUCUCACUUCUUUUACACAAACAGAAUUGUCCUUAGGGCCUUUCUCCCUCCCACCUAGAAAUAGAAAAUGGGUUGUAUAUUGGUUUUACUCAACUUGCUGUGUGCAUUAGAAGUGGUGAAGGGGUCUGGAUCCUUGUGGACUGCCACUGUUGGCCAUCUCCUCUCACACUCAUAAAGAACAUUUUGACAAAGACAGAGGACUUAGAACAGGUCAUGCCCUGUCGAGGAUGCUUCUGCCAACAAGGAAAUGGCAUGGAAUCAAAUGGGAUGAUGUGUUGUUUAUUUAAACAGUACCAAAGUGCAUUCUUCAGUGGCUGUUUACCUGCUUGAGGAGAGGCCUAAGUUGAGAAUAUAGUGAAGCAAACUUAUGAAAGUAAAUGUUCUAUUUUUAGUUGAAAAUCUGGAGAGCAAUCUCAGGCAAAUCUGGGCUAAACUUAGGCUGUGUGUGUUUAAUUUUUGAUGCUACCUUUGUUCUGGGAGAUGCCCCACAUUGGAAUGUCCUGCUUUGGCAUUCAGAGUGAUGGGAGAAGUUAGGUGGGAUGGGGUUUCCGUAGUGCACAACUAAGUCUUCUGAGUUCUAAGUUAUUUCCAGUUUAUAACUGUUAUUCUCAUAACCAUUCUUCUAAUGAAUGUACCAAGAAAGUAUCCAAAUAAAGAACAAAUGUAUAGGA